ACUAAAUCAUGUAGCUAACAGUAGAUAUUAUAUUAAAAAAUGGAGAGCACUCGAGUUUCAGCUAGGAGCGCGGCAGCCAGGAAAGACAGCGGCUAUAGACAGCGACAAGGAUUCAGGAACAAGUUUGAAGAGUACAGGUCUCAGUUUUCUGGAUGGUCUUCGAACUUCUUCUUUUAUAACUUCCCAGAAGAAUUAGAGGCAAAAUUUCUAUGGAACAGCUUUCAGAUGUAUGGUAAAGUAGUGGAUGUGUAUAUUCCGAGGAAACGUGAUAAAAGAGGGAAAAGGUAUGGUUUUGUGCGACUAACAGGGGUCAAGAACGAGAUUCAAAUGGAGAGGAGGCUGAAUGAGAUUUGGAUAGGUUCAUAUAAGAUGAGAGUGAAGCUGGCAAAUGACAGACAUAGGAAGCCUUCAUCGGAUAGGAAGAUACAAGGUGCGCCUAAAGUCAGUGGAUCAACUAGCAUCAUGAAUAGGCUGGUUCAACCAGGACAGACAUAUGCUCAGGCAGUAAAGGGCCAAGGAAAGACAGUGGAUAAGGCUCCAGAUCAAUCACAGGAAAAGGAAAAAAAAGGAACCCCGAAAAUGGAAGUUGUCAAAACAAGUGAUCAGGAGAAUAAGGAAGCAGAAAAAACAGAGAAGAUUGUUGAAUACAUCCCAUCGGGUGAUGAGCUGAAAUGGCUUGAAGGUGGCAUGGUGGCAGUGAUGAGGUCAAUGGCGAUGAUAUCUGAGAUUCAAGAGCAAAUGGAUGCAGAUGGAGGAUUAAUCUCGUUAUCACCAAUUGGAGGAAGGCGGGUACUAUUAACUGAGAAAGUUUCAGGGUUCAUAGCUGAUUAUAUGAAGCAUAAUGAGGAGUUAUUUGGCAUGUGGUUUGAGUCCAUAACACCAUGGGAGAAGGCUCCAGAGGAGAAAAGCCGAUUGAAGUGGGUGCGCAUAUCGGGUGUGCCAUUAAGAGCAUGGGAUGAGAGGUGUUUUCAGAUGAUCGGUGAGACAAUCGGAGAAGUUGUGUUGGUGCACGAGGACACAAAGAAGAAAGCAAUUCUAUGGGAUGGAAGAGUCCUAAUCAUGUGUUCGGAGUCGAGUAAAAUCUACAUUCAAGUGAAGCUGAAGGUGGGUGAGCAGGUGUAUGAAAUAGAAAUAGUUGAAGAGGAGUGGCGCAAUGAUCCGGACUGGUGGUUAUCGGAGAAUGGCCGGAGAAGCGACCUGGAAACGGAGUCUAAUUUCUCAACCUCGUGGUGUCAGAACGAGGAUCUGGAAAUGGAUUUGGAUGUGAUGGGCGAAGGUGAGGAUGUAAGAAAUGACUCAGAGCAUUUAAUGAAGGAUUUGGUGGCUAAUUCAAAUUUGAAGACAGUAACGGAAACAGAGAGUUGUUUUCAGAUGGUGCAAGAGACAGAUAUAGAAGGAGAUGUAAACUUUAGGCCGCCCAAGGAGAUUGGGCCACAAAGAGGGAGUUCGGAUGGGCCAAUAGAAGACAGUGGGCCGAUCAUCAGGAUGGAAUGGGGUAAAACAAAGGAAAUGAAUUUGGAGGAACCAUGUUUAGAGGCUCAAAUAGUGGUGGACCCAACGGCAACGCAGAAAUCGGAAAAUACAAAAAAGUGGAGCAAAAAACAGAGGCGGCUGCAAGAAUGCUACCCAGAGAGCAUGGAGCAGAUCUGGGUAAAAGGAGCUCCGUGGGUAACACCCAGAACAAAGCAGCGUCUGGCGCGGAGAGAGGGAACCCGCCAAGCUGAGGAUGACAAGAGGGAGAUGGAUAUGCAUGAGGUGCGUCGGUUGAUGGGGGUGGGGAAGAGAUUGGGUCUUAUUUUCGAGAAUAAUGAGGAGGAGAUUCAAUCAAAAUUGCUAGAGGCAGUAGAUCAAGAAGGGGUGGAGAGGGGGGUCGCGAAGGGAAGGGGCUUGGGUGGGACGCUGAAAAAGAAGGAAGUGAGAAGGCUGGUUAAAGAAGAGAAGCCGGAUUUUCUUUUCCUGCAGGAAACAAAGUUAGAAAAAGUGGAUGUAGGUAUCUGUAGACAACUGUGGAAUUCAGAUGAGGUUGAUUGGGUUGCAAAGGGCUCUUCUGGAGCGUCAGGUGGUUUACUUUGUUUGUGGGAUAGAUGGCAAUUUGUUAAGAGGGAGGAUUUUUCUGGUGAUGGGUUCGUGGGAUUGGCAGGGGAAUGGGGAGCAAAUAAAAAGCAAUAUUUUUUAAUUAAUGUCUAUGGUUCAAAUGAUAGACAGAGGAAGGCUAGUUUGUGGGAGGAAUUAAGGAAAAUGGUGAUAGGAAAGGAAGGGUGUUGGUUGAUAGCAGGGGAUUUUAAUGCUGUCAGAGGGCCUGAGGAGAGACGAGGUAGAUCAAGAGAAAGCCCAGAUAUGAAGGACUUCGAUGAGUUUAUUGUGACAUCUGAUUUGGUGGAUGUUAAAUUGUCGAAUAGAAAGUAUACAUGGUACAAGCCAGAUGGCACAGCAAGGAGUAGAUUGGACAGAUUCCUUUUGAGUACGGAGAUGAGUAAUUCGGAAGGAGAGUGGAUACAACAAGGAUUGCCAAGGAAUAUAUCUGACCACUGUGCUAUUGUGUUGAAGUCCAGAAAAUCAGAUUGGGGACCAAAACCCUUUCGGGUUUUGGAUGCAUGGCAACAACACCCCGAUUUUAAGAAGUUCGUAGAGGAUAAAUGGAGUGAGUUGGCGGUGGAGGGUUUUGCUGGGUAUAAGUGCCAGCAAAAGUUGAAAUUGCUAAAAGGUUUUUUAAAGGGCUGGAACAAGGAAGUCUUUGGGAAUAUGGAAACUCAAUAUGAGCAAGCUGUUAAAAAAAUUGAGAAAGUUGAUAUGCAGAAUGAGAUAUCUGAUCUAGAAGAGGCUGAGAUAGUGAAAAGGCAAGAAGGUUUUUCUGAGAUGUGGGAUGUGUUGAGGAAAAAAGAAUUGAUAUGGAAGCAGAAAUCAAGGAGUAAAUGGGUGCAUGAGGGAGAUGCAAAUACUCGUUUCUUUCAUAGAGUCGCAAAAGGUAGAAGAGCACAAAACAACAUUGUGGGUUUAAUGUGUGAUGGAGCAUGGAUUGAAGAGCCAGAUUUAGUAAAAAAUGAGAUAGUCAGAUAUUUUAGAAGCUUGUUUCAAGGAGAGCAAUGGAAUAGACCCAAGCUUGGGAAUAUUAAUUUCCAGCAGCUAUCCGAGGAGAAAAAAGAUUGGCUGGAAAGGCCAUUUUCAGCUGAAGAAAUUGAGGAAGGCUUAAGGAGCUGUGAAGGUUCAAAGGCACCAGGACCUGAUGGUUACAAUUUCAAUUUCCUUAAAUAUGCGUGGCAAUGUAUAAAGGAGGACUUCAUCAACUUUUUUUCUGAAUUCCAUCGUAAUGGCAAAUUGGUGAGGGGUCUUAAUUCUUCUUUUAUUGCUAUGAUUCCUAAAAAGUUGAAUGCCAUAGAACUAAAGGAUUAUAGACCCAUUAGCUUGUUAGGAUGUGUCUAUAAAUUAUUAGCGAAGGUGCUGGCUAAUAGAUUGAAGUCCGUGAUAUCAGAAAUUGUAAGUGAAACGCAAUCUGCCUUUGUGGGGGGACGGCAGUUGGUAGAUAGUGUCCUGGUGCUGAAUGAAGUUGUGGAUGAGAUUAAGAAAAAGAAACAACCAGCUUUUGUGUUUAAAGCAGAUUUCGAAAAGGCAUAUGACUGCGUUGAUUGGUCUUUCUUGGAUUGGAUGAUGGAAAGUUUUGGAUUUGGAAUGAAGUGGAGAGGAUGGAUCAUGGAAUGCCUUUCAACGGCGAGAAUUUCGGUUCUGGUAAACGGAAGCCCGACAAAGGAAUUUGAGAUGGGAAAAGGCUUGAGACAAGGUGAUCCUCUAUCUCCUUUUCUCUUUUUGAUGAUCGCAGAGGGGUUACAGUUUCUGGUACAGAGAGCUAUAAAGGAGGAUAUGAUGCAUGGGAUUGAGAUUGGAAAGAGAGGUCUAUCCGUAUCGUUGCUCCAGUUUGCUGAUGAUACAGUUUUUAUGGGUAGAGCGGAUGCGGAGAAUAUACGUACGGUGAAAGACAUCCUAAAAUGGUUCGAGCUUAUGUCGGGAUUGAGAAUUAAUUUCAGCAAGAGCAGUAUUUUUGGUUAUAAUGUGUCGGAGAAAUGGCUAAAAGGAUCAGCGGGUAUGUUACAUUGCAGGGUUGGCCGACCACCCUUUCUUUAUCUGGGAUUGCCCGUAGACGGAAAAUCUGGGAAUAAGAAAUUAUGGGAGCUGGUUGUAAAUAAAUUCCGUUCCAAACUCGCUGUCUGGAAGGCCGCUACUCUUUCUUUUGGAGGCCGCCUCGUCUUGCUAAACUCGGUACUCUCUGCACUUCCUAUUUUUUAUAUGUCUUUAUAUUCCUUACCUAAUUCUGUGCUUGCGGAGUUGACUAGAAUCCAAAGGUGUUUCUUAUGGGGCGGGGCAGAAUUAAAUAAGAAAAUUUCUUGGGUGAAAUGGGAACAUGUAUGUCAAGCUAAGGCAAAUGGGGGUCUUGGGGUGCCUGAUUUACAAAGAAAAAACUGGGCAAUGUUAGGAAAAUGGUGGUAUAGGUUAGGCGACGGGGUCGAGAGCUUAUGGAAAAGGGUGGUGAGGGAGAAAUAUUAUGGUGGUAGGAGGGAGGUCGAUAUUACUUCGGUUGAGUGUUUCAAGAUGUCUAAGAUUUGGAGGGACAUUAUUAGGAUAGGGGGCAUCUCCCUCAAUCUUAGAAAUAUGUUGGUGGAGGGUUUCAAGUGGGAGGUGGGAGAAGGAAAUAGAGUGGUUUUUUGGUCAGAUAGGUGGAUGGGUGUAAAAAGCCUUAGAGACUUGUUUCCUAGGUUAUUUGCACUAGCUGUAAAGAAGGAAGGGAAGGUUUCCGAAAUGGGGUCUUGGGAAGAGGGGAGAUGGCGUUGGCGGCUGGAGUGGAGGAGGGGUACAUUAGGGCGUGAGAAAGAUGAGGAGGAGCUGUUGGAAAAGAUGCUGGAGGGUGUCAAUUUAAAGGAGGGGGCAGGGGAUGUUUGGAAAUGGAUUCAUGGGUUAGAUGGUAAAUAUGGGGUGAAGCUAGCGUAUGAUUUCUUAGCUUCUUCGGAGAGUGUUUUGGAGGACCAGUUAUGCAAAUUAAUAGGGUGCAGAUUGGUGCCAUCCAAAGUGGCUUUUUUUGGGUGGCGUUUGUGUUUAGAUAGACUCCCAACAAAGGAAAACUUACAAAAACGUGGGAUAUUGCUACAGGAGGGGGCUCUUUGUGAAUUUUGUAAUGGGAAGGAGGAGAAAGUUAACCAUUUAUUUUGUUUAUGUUAUAAUGCAUGGUUAGCUUGGACUCAGGUGUUAAGUUGGUGGGGUUUGGAAUCUGUUUUGCCUAAUACUGUAGGGGGCAUGGUAGAGUUUUUCAUUGGUAGUUUGGGAAGCAUAAUUGGAAAGGAGAUGGGUUCGUGUAUUUUCCUAGUGGUCGCCUGGUACUUAUGGUAUAGACGAAAUAUCCAAGUGUUUCGAAAAGAUGAAGGAUUACCAGAAAACCUGCUGGAAAGGAUGCAAGUAAAAACAUUUAUAUGGAUCAAAUCCAAAGUUAAUGGCUGUGUUUUCUCCUUUUUCGAAUGGCAAUCUUGUCCAAUGGAGUGUGCUAUGGCUGUCAAAAAUCAUAAAAAGCUGAGGAAGCAGUUCUAUAAAGCUCGAGUGCCCUCUGGUUGAGAUAGGCGGGGUUGUUUUGUCUUCAAUUGAGGAGUACUUGGUCUCCUGUCGUUUGAUGUUUGUGUUUUGUAAGCCUUGUCAAUCUAUGGUUUUUAGGUCUUUAGCUCUCCUCGGCUAUGAGUUCCUUUUUUUGUACAUGGGCAGAAGCACCCCUUGUGCUUCAUUAAAUUUAAUUACUUUUU
Messenger RNA from Rubroshorea leprosula, 5774 nucleotides. Lineage: Eukaryota; Viridiplantae; Streptophyta; Magnoliopsida; Malvales; Dipterocarpaceae. The record is from the annotation of a GenBank genome assembly.